AUGCCUUGGCUGCGGCCGUGGCGACCGCCGAAGCCGUCGGUCCCACGUUGUGGAAACCGACUCCAAGGGGCACUUCGAGGUACCGUUCAUCUCUCGGCCCGGGCCGGCUUCAGCGCUUUGCUAGCUGCGGUCGCUGGUGGGCGUCUUCGUCGCGCGUCCACGGCCAUCGUGGCGGUCAGUCGGGCCGAACCAGAGGCUGACAGCGCCACGCUGGCGCAUCGUGGCGAGGUUGACGCCGCGCUCGACAGCGCCUGGAAGCACCUCGACCGAGUGUUGAGGGAUGACGUCGGCCUGAACAGUGCAGUCGAGGAUCAGGCCCGAACCUAUGGCGAGGUCACCCCGACUGGAGCUCGGCGUCUCGCUGAAGCCCUGGGCCUGUCGCAAGCAGGCUUUGGGUCGUCCCACUUCGUCGACCUGGGGAGCGGCUGUGGCAAGCUCGUCACCCAGGCAUACCUCGAGUGGCCGGCCGUCAAGCGUGCUGUGGGGGUCGAGCUCUGCCCGGAGCGAACGGCACAAGCGAAGCAGGCUUGGUCGAAGCUCGUCGCAUCCGGCACAGCAGCUUCCCUCCGAGGCAGCAUGCUGCAGCAGAACGUCUCCCAGAGGACCGUGCAGGAGGACCUCGUGCUCGUACAAGGCGACCUUCUGGAAGCCGACAUUUCGCAGGCGACCCACAUCUUUGUCUCCUCUCUCUGUUUUGGUGAGGAGCUGCUCGCGGCGGUCUGCUCCAAGCUUGGCCGGGAGGCCUCCUCCCUCCGUCGCGCUGCAACGCUGACGGCCUUGCCUCACAGCCGGGCUGCGGGUCUACGCUACACGGGAUCUGUUUUCGCUGAGAUGACUUGGACCGGAGUUGAGGGCACCCGCGUGUGGCUCUACGAGCGACAGGAGUCGCAACAUUGA
Symbiodinium natans is the source of this 897-nucleotide messenger RNA. NCBI's taxonomy places the organism in Eukaryota, Dinophyceae, Suessiales, Symbiodiniaceae. The record is from the annotation of a GenBank genome assembly.